This is a messenger RNA of Trifolium pratense (red clover), 1312 nucleotides long. Its product is annotated as 1-aminocyclopropane-1-carboxylate oxidase homolog 1-like. The coding region runs from base 132 to 1217 and encodes 361 amino acids. The transcript has 4 exons. The record is from RefSeq and is a predicted model, not a curated record. NCBI's taxonomy places the organism in Eukaryota, Viridiplantae, Streptophyta, Magnoliopsida, Fabales, Fabaceae.
CACGUCAUAAGUAAGAUAAGAGACCAUGCUAUCCUCUGCAUUUUUCCACGCUGCAAUACAUACGUGUGUGAUGUUAAGCCACGCCAAGACAUUUUUCAGUUUUCACUCUCAACUCAAGUCCCACUGCAAACAUGGGUUCUUCUAGUACUAUUGAAGCCAAGUUCAAAUUCAAUUGUGAUAAUAGCCUACAAGAACGCAAAGCAUUUGAUGAAACAAAAGCUGGUGUUAAAGGCCUUGUUGAUCAAGGUAUUCUCAAAAUCCCAACCUUAUUUCAUCAUCCACCGAAUAACUUUUCAAAGGCCACAAAUUCAACCAACACAAAACAUACUAUUCCUGUUAUAGAUUUUUCAAAUACAAGGCAAGAAAUUAUAAGCAAAGUAAGGGAAGCUUCUGAGACAUGGGGUUUCUUUCAAGUUGUUAAUCAUGCUAUUCCUUUGAAUGUUCUUGAGGAUAUGAAAGAUGGGGGGCUUAGAUUCUUUGAACAAGACACUGAAGUGAAAAAAGAGAUGUAUACUAGAGUUAGAACAGGUCCAUUCAUUUAUAAUAGUAAUUUUGAUUUGUAUAAUUCACCAGCACUUAGUUGGAGGGAUACUUUUGCAUGUCACUUUGCUCCAAAUGCUCCUCCAAAACCAGAAGAAUUACCAGUUGUGUGCAGGGAUAUACUUCUAGAUUAUGGAGAACAUGUAGUGAAACUUGGAAUGACACUCUUUGAAUUACUAUCAGAAGCUCUUGGAUUUAAUCCAAACCAUUUAAAAGACAUGGAUUGUUCUAAGGCGAUUAUGUUACUUAGCAACUACUAUCCUGCUUGUCCUGAACCAGAAUUAACUAUGGGACUCACCAAACACUCGGAUAGUAGUUUUAUCACAUUGCUUUUACAAGAUCAUAUUGGCGGUCUUCAAAUUCUUCAUCAGGACAAUUGGAUUGAUGUACGACCAAUACCCGGGGCUAUUGUUGUUAAUAUUGGUGAUGUUAUGCAGCUUGUAACAAAUGACAGGUUCAAGAGUGUUGAACAUAGAGUAUUGUCCAAUACCAUUGGUCCCAGAAUAUCUGUUGCAUGCUUUUUCAGGGGACAAGAAAAGUUGUAUGGACCUAUAAAAGAAUUAUUAUCAGAAGACAAUCCUCCCAGAUACAGAGAAACCACUUUUUCUGAUUAUUUAGCUCACUUCUAUGCAAAAGGGCUUGAUGGCAUAUCUGCUAUUGAAUAUUUCAAGCUUUGAGUUGGAUAAUGUGGAUUGAGAUGGUAACAUAUCUAAUGUGUAAUUUUCUCUCUAAAACAAGAAAUGAAAUAUCUUACUGCUAAUGUUAUGCAUCA